Molecule: messenger RNA, 609 nt
Organism: Metarhizium album ARSEF 1941
Lineage: Eukaryota; Fungi; Ascomycota; Sordariomycetes; Hypocreales; Clavicipitaceae
Product: Cytochrome c oxidase, subunit Vb
Exons: 4
Coding region: 1-609 (202 amino acids)
Biological process (GO): mitochondrial electron transport, cytochrome c to oxygen
Cellular component (GO): mitochondrial envelope
Source: RefSeq, a predicted model, not a curated record
AUGUUUUUGCAACGCUCUGCCAUCGCCGCGGCUCGCCGCGCCGCCGUCUCUCCAGUCAUCGCUCGCUCCUUCACCAACUCCCUUGUCCGCCGUGAAGCUGCCAAGGGCCCUUCCACUCCCAACGAGCAGGCUGCUGCCCUUGCCGGCACUGCCCAGAAGAAAGUUGGCGACUACAAGGUUCUGAGUGAUAUCAAGAGUGAAGAUGAUCUUUUUGGGCCUGGUGCCAAGCCCGGUACCGUCCCCACCGAUCUCGAGCAAGCUACCGGUCUGGAGCGUUUGGAAAUUCUCGGCAAGAUGGAGGGCGUUGACAUCUUCGACAUGCGCCCUCUUGAUGCCAGCCGCAGGGGAACCAUGGACAACCCUAUAAUGGUCCGAUCGGCAGGCGACGAACAGUAUGCCGGCUGCACUGGCUCCCCUGCCGACUCUCACGUCGUCACUUGGCUUGGCCUUUCCAAGGAGCGUCCCAUCGAGCGAUGCCCCGAAUGUGGCAGUGUCUACAAGAUGGAUUACGUCGGUCCUGCGGACGACCACCACCACCACCACGCCCAAGAGUUCGAGGAGCCCAAGACCUUUGCCGAUUUCAUCAAGCCUGAGUUCCGAUAUCGGUAG